Messenger RNA from Leptopilina heterotoma, 4050 nucleotides. It is a transcript of the gene Pxn, whose product is annotated as peroxidasin. The transcript is spliced from 5 exons. Lineage: Eukaryota; Metazoa; Arthropoda; Insecta; Hymenoptera; Figitidae. Bases 1 to 3906 code for a protein of 1301 amino acids. Gene Ontology annotation, molecular function: heme binding; peroxidase activity; protein binding. Gene Ontology annotation, biological process: response to oxidative stress. The record is from RefSeq and is a predicted model, not a curated record.
AUGAUGGAAAAAUAUUUUCUAUUGAUGAUCAUUUGCUGCGGAAUUCCUGGAUAUUUCUGCCAAGAAUUUCGACGAUAUCAGGAGGAAUUGACAAAAUUGUGUCCUAAUAAGUGUAGCUGCCCGCAGACGACUGUGAGAUGUACUCUUCAAAAAUUGACAACUAUUCCACGAGUUCCGGAUAACACUACUGUCCUGGACCUGAGAUUCAACGAAAUAAUGGACAUACCAGCAGGAAUUUUCGAAAAUUCGCCAAAUUUAAAUACUCUUAUAUUGAAUGACAAUCAAAUUAAAUAUUUACAAAAAGAUGCAUUCAAGGGGGGUUUGAAUUUAAAAGUAAUUUAUUUAUUCAAGAAUCAAAUUGAGAGAAUUGAGCCUGGUGCAUUUGAUAAUUUGGCAAAAUUGGAGCAUCUCUAUCUUCAUUACAAUUACUUGACGGAGAUAAGGAAAGGCACGUUUAACAAUUUGCCAGCCUUGCAAAAAAUUUCCCUUCAGAAUAAUGAUAUACGUCGAAUAGAAUUUGACGCGUUUCGCAAUAUUGGACCUGCAACACGAUUACAAAUGAACACUAAAGCUUUGGAAUGCACCUGUAAUUUAAUGUGGUUAAUUGAGCACAUUAAAAAAUUACCGCCAAAUGAAAUGAAUGCUGCUUGCGAUUCUCCUGAUGAUUUAAAAGGAAAACGUCUCGAUUCAAUCGCAUUCGAUGAUUUACACUGUUCGAAACCGAAGAUAAUGGAAGAGCCGGAAGAUAAUACGGUGGACGCGGGGGAGACGAUUAAAUUUCAUUGUCGAGUCUCAGGUGAUCCGGUGCCGGACGUUAAGUGGAUGCGCGACUCAGCGGAAGUGCCGAUUGAUGGCGAACAUUACAAGAUGAUGGACGAUAAUACGCUGAUGAUUUUCGAUGCGAAUGAAAGUGACAAUGGAGACUAUGAAUGCGUGGCGCACAAUGAUAUGGGAUUUAUAAAUUCAAGGAAGGCGAGAGCAUUAAUAGCAAUUCCGGAAUUUCUUCGUUUCAUUGAGAUUCCAAUUUCGCAAACUGUGGAGGCGGGUGUUGAUGUCACGUUCACUUGUAAGGUCGAGGGCGAUUCGGUUAUUGAAUGGUGGAAGAAUGGCAGAUUAAUUGCAGCUGGUGGUCGUUUUCAAUUCGAGGACAAUGGAGCCGUUUUGAAAAUUCAAGCAGCUAAGCAGAGUGAUUCGGCGCGCUAUGUUUGUCGCGCAAAAGGUGGCGAGGGUCUCGCUGAGACGAGUGCUGAUUUAAAUGUCUUGAGGGAGGAUUUUCGACCACCGGAAAUGACCUAUCAGCCACAGGACAUGGAGGUCGAGAGUGGUGCUUCGAUUGAAAUUCCCUGUCGAGCACGUGGAAAUCCAAAGCCAACGAUACAUUGGAAAAAGGAUGGAAUUGCUCUGGAUACGAAUAGAAAUAUUCCUCUCGAUAGAAAUCGUUUUCGAUUGUCGAAAGGAGGAAGUCUUUAUUUGUACAAUAUCUCCGCCCAGGAUGCUGGAAGAUACGAAUGUUCGGCGAUUAACGAACACGGGCGAGCCACCGGACAGGCGCUGCUUCAGAUUCGAAAAGCGGAAGCUAGUGAUGCAAUUGUCUUGAGAGCCUUCCAGGAGGCGAGAAGUGAAAUCGAUCGAGCUAUCAAUAAUACCCUGCAGUCUCUGUUUGGAGGGCAAAAUACGCAACAUCACAAGGAUCUUUUCCGAAUGUCGAGAUUUCCAUCGGCUGAAGGAAGAGCAGCGGCAAGACCUGCAGAACUAUUCGAGAGAACUCUUCAAAAUAUUCGACGUCUAGUGAGAACUGGAACUUUCGCUAAUGUCACUGAUCAAUUCAUCUAUGACGAAAUUCUCACUCGCGAACAGAUAAUCGAAAUCGAAAGACUUUCCGGAUGUACGGCGCAUCGUCGAAAGGACAAUUGUAAUAAUUUAUGUUUUCACAAACGUUAUCGAACAUUUGAUGGAAGAUGUAAUAAUUUUGAGAAUCCGACUUGGGGAUCGUCCUAUACGGGUUUCAGAAGAAUUUUAAAACCUAUUUACGAGAAUGGAUUUUCGACUCCCGUUGGUUGGGAUAAAAAUCGAUUGUACCAUGGUCAUAAGAAACCGGCUGCAAGAUUAGUUUCAACGUCAUUGAUAUCAACUCACAAUAUUACGUCUGAUGAUUCGAUAACGCAUAUGGUGAUGCAGUGGGGACAGUUUCUCGAUCACGAUCUUGAUCACGCUCUACCGGCAGUGUCGAGUGAAACUUGGGACGGAAUCGAUUGUAAAAAAUCCUGUGACAAUGCGCCGCCGUGCUUCCCCAUGGAAGUGCCACCGAACGAUCCUCGAGUGACGAAUCGAAGAUGUAUCGAUUUUUUCAGAACCAGUGCUGUUUGCGGAUCUGGUGAAACGAGUGUUCUUUGGGGAAAACUCACACCAAGGGAGCAAUUGAAUCAAUUGACGAGUUAUUUGGACGCGUCGCAAGUUUAUGGCUACGAUGACGAUGUGGCUAGAGAUCUUCGUGAUUUGACCACAGAUCGUGGAUUAUUGCGUGAAGGACCGAAUUUUCCGAAUAGAAAACCUUUGCUUCCUUACGCUUCCGGGCAGUUUGUGGACUGUAGACGUGAUCCUUUGGAAAGUUCGAUAAAUUGCUUCCUGACCGGAGAUUUUCGUGCCAAUGAGCAAGUGGGACUUUUGGCGAUGCACACCAUUUGGAUGAGGGAGCACAAUCGAAUUGCCCGAAGACUUUUCGAAAUUAAUCCACAUUGGCGAGGCGAGAAACUUUACCAGGAGGCGAGAAAAAUCGUCGGUGCCGAAAUGCAACAUAUCACUUUUAAUAAUUGGAUUCCUACAGUCCUUGGAGGAUUUUUAGAAAGCUAUCGUGGUUAUAAUUCAAAAUUAGACGCGACGAUAUCGAAUGUCUUCGCGACCGCUGCUCUUCGAUUUGGUCAUUCACUCAUACAGCCACGUUUGGAAAGAUUGGACGAUAAUUUCUCGUCGAUUCCUCAAGGUCCAUUGGAUCUCAGGGAUGCUUUCUUUUCCCCAUGGCGAUUAGUCGAGGAAGGUGGUGUUGAUCCCCUAAUCCGAGGAAUGUUUGCAACCGCAGCCAAACUCAAAUUACCGGAACAAAAUCUCAAUAUUGAAUUAACGGAACAAUUGUUUAGAGUCGCUCACGCCGUGGCACUUGAUCUUGCCGCAAUGAAUAUUCAACGUUCUCGUGAUCACGCGAUUCCCGGUUAUCUAGAAUGGAGAAAGUACUGCAACAUGUCGAAUGUCUCUACAUUCGAGGAUUUGAAAAAUGAAAUUAGCAGUGAACGCGUACGGGAAAAAUUACAGGAACUUUAUGGUCAUCCGGGAAAUAUUGACGUUUGGGUGGGAGGAAUAUUGGAGGAUCAAUUACCGAAUGCUAAAGUUGGACCACUGUUUAAGUGUCUUUUGACCGAGCAAUUUCAACGAAUGAGAGAUGCCGAUAGAUUUUGGUACGAGAGUCCAUCGACGUUCAAGAGCGAACAACUUGAACAGAUAAAAUCGACAAAUUUUGCAAGAAUAUUGUGUGAUAAUGGCGAUAAUAUCACGAGAAUUCAAAGAGAUAUUUUCCAUUUACCGAGUAGUGCGAAUCCAAUUAUUUCUUGCGAGGAAAUACCAGAUAUUGAUUUGAGAUUGUGGAACGAAUGCUGUGAAGAUUGUCAAGAUCAACCGAAUGAUAUUUCUAGAUUUAGAAGAAGUGCGGCGAUAAAAUAUUCCAAGAGUGAAAAUUUAAUGUCUAAAUUUAAUUUCCAGUCGGAGUUGAAUCGAGAGGAGAAGAUGGAAUUUAUUCAUCAUCUACUGAUGGAAACUGAUGAGAAAAAUGAAUUGUUGAAAAAAUUGACUAAUGAUGUUACGGAAAAUAUGAGUGAAAUGAAAUCUUUACUUCAGGAACUGGAGAGAGAGAAAUAAUUUUCUGUUGAUCUUGAACUUGAAAUUAGGUAUAAAGUUAUUUACUUAGGUAUAAAAAUUCGAUUCGAUUUAAACCAUUGCUUUGAAAUUGUACCAGACGCAUUUUAUCUGUUAUUGUGUUAAAUAUAUUUUCUACUUUAAUAA